This is a messenger RNA of Rotaria sp. Silwood1, 1632 nucleotides long. Lineage: Eukaryota; Metazoa; Rotifera; Eurotatoria; Philodinida; Philodinidae. The record is from the annotation of a GenBank genome assembly.
AUGGAAUAUUCAUCUAUUCAACUCAAUGAUUUGCCUGAUGAAAUUAUUAUAAUUAUUUUGAAAAAAUUACAUACCUCUGAAGUACUUUAUUCUUUAAUAGGCGUUAAUAAACGACUUCAUAGAAUUGCAAAUGAUUCGAUUUUUACAAGUAAUUUAACAUUUAUAUCACUUGUUAAAAAAGAAUUUCGUACAAAUAGAUAUUAUAAAAUUUUUACACGAAAUCUAUCAUUAAUAAAAUCUUUUGAUGGCAUAUCAUAUGAAUUUGAUGAUGCAAGACUAAAUCGAUUUUGUCUUGAAAUUUUACCAAAUAUUAAUGAAAAAAUUAAACAACUUACUAUUGAUUCAUCAUGUAUGGAACGUAUUCUUUGGUUAACAAAUUAUCCUAAUUUACGUACACUUACUUUAUAUAAUCUUCAUCCAGAAACAUUUAAUGAUCUCCUUUGUGAUCAAAGCUAUUUCAUUCGUCAUUAUCAAUUUCAAAUAUUCUCACUUAUUCUUUAUAUGAAAGAAGGUGCAUUACGAAGAAAUGCUUUUGGUGUUAAAAAUAUAAAUACAUAUAUAUUUGGGAAAAUCUGUAAUAUGUUCAAAAAUUUAAAAUAUUUUAAUUUCAAAUCAUCUUCGGAUUAUGAACAGUUAACGUUUACUAGAUUAUCUUCUAUUGAAUUCUCUUCGAAUCUGUUAGAAUUACAUGUUACAUUAGACAGUAUUAUGGAUUGUCUUUAUUUACUUGAUCAUUUGAAUCAACUUCAUACAUUGGAUGUCACGAUUUAUCCUCGUCAUUGUCCUGAUUGGUCAUUAGUCGUCAAUAACAAUAAAGUACCUAACUUAAAAUAUUUUUCAUUAAUUCAUGACGAUGAUUUGGGGAAGUAUAAGGAAUUUCUUAUUCCACUUUUACAAAAAAUGUCAAAUUUAGAAGAACUUAAUUUGUGUUUUUUCGCUCCUUUUGUACCAAUAAUUGAUGGUAAUGAUUUAAAAGAAAAUAUUAUUAAUUAUAUGUCAAAAUUAAAUAAAUUUUCGUUUAAUAUUCGUUCAUGUCUUCGUCUUAAUAAUCAACUUAGUCAAUUAACAAAUGCUGAUAUUCAAGAUACAUUUCGAAAUUUUAAAAACAAUCGAAUUGUUUCAUAUGUUGAUUAUUUUCAAAAAGGAAAUUUAUCUCAUUAUCAUAUUUAUUCAUAUCCAUAUAAAUGGACUUUCUAUGAUGAUAUAACAAAUAAUUUUCCUGGUGGUUUAUAUCGAUGUGUUAGAGAAAUAUCAUUAUGUGAUGGACAUCCAUUUAAACAUGAAUUUUUUUGUCGAAUUACUCAAUCAUUUCCAUAUCUGGAAAAAUUACGUUUACAUAAUUAUGAAGCACAAGAGAAUGAUAAUUUACAAUCAUUAAUUGUAGUAUAUCCUUAUCUUACUGAACUUGAUCUCAUUCAUAGUCAUGAAACUUAUAUUGAUGAAUUUUUAAAUCAUUGUAAAACAUGUUUUUUAAAAAAUAUUCAUCUUACUGUAGAUUAUAAUACUUUAAAAAUGGCAACAAAUGAUUUUACAAAAGAAGAAACUCAAUUUAACCCUUUCAAUCCCGCAUGGUAUCUACGAGAUGAGAUGCAGAACGAAAAAGAAAUAUUUUGCAUUCUUUUGUCUUCUUAG